Messenger RNA from Paramisgurnus dabryanus, 5285 nucleotides. It is a transcript of the gene rims3, whose product is annotated as regulating synaptic membrane exocytosis 3. The record is from RefSeq and is a predicted model, not a curated record. NCBI's taxonomy places the organism in Eukaryota, Metazoa, Chordata, Actinopteri, Cypriniformes, Cobitidae. Gene Ontology annotation, biological process: calcium ion-regulated exocytosis of neurotransmitter; regulation of synaptic plasticity; positive regulation of synaptic transmission. Gene Ontology annotation, cellular component: cytoskeleton of presynaptic active zone; presynaptic membrane. Gene Ontology annotation, molecular function: transmembrane transporter binding; small GTPase binding.
GCGCGCCACUCAGUCGCUCUGUGGAUCUGUGGAUGCGAGAACCGUCCGAGCGCACCGGCACCAAACUAAACAAUGACAUUAUCUCACACGAUACGACACAUCCACAGCCAUAUCUGACAACCUUCAACACUUCAGUGCCUCUUCUGCUCGCCUUUUCCGCCUCAGUCCAGCCCCGUGCCCAGAGGCUCCAGUUGAACCAUGAUGCUCAGCAGCUCAGUGGACGUCCCAAGUCCAGGGGGGAUGAGCGCAGUGGCGGCCCGUAACGUGAUUCGCAGUUCCAGCAUAAGCGGGGCCAUGUACAAUCUGGAGAAAAGUCCAAGUAACACGUGUCCUGACGCCACAGGCCCGGCCGGAAACAAGAAACGUCGCUCCAGUCUCGGAGCCAAAAUGGUUGCUAUUGUGGGUCUGUCACAGUGGAGCAAGAGCACACUGCAACUCAACCAGCAAGAUGGAGGAACCAAAAAGCUACGAAGCACCAUCAGGCGGAGUACAGAGACGGGUAUAGCGGUGGAGAUGAGGAACCGCGUCACACGACAGGGCAGCAAGGAUUCGACGGAUGGCAGCACCAACAGCAACAGCUCUGAUGGAACGUUCAUCUUUCCUACCACUCGUCUGGGCCCUGAGAGCCAAUUUAGUGACUUCCUGGAUGGCCUUGGCCCCGCCCAGAUAGUAGGACGGCAGACAUUGGCCACACCUCCAAUGGGUGAUGUUUAUGUUGGAGUGAUGGAUAGAGGAGGUCAGUUAGAGGUGGAGAUCACACAGGCCCGAGGGUUGACCCCAAAACCAGGCUCAAAAAACAUUCCAGCUACAUACAUAAAGGUUUAUGUCUUGGAAAACGGCAUGUGUCUCGCUAAGAAGAAAACCAAAGUGGUUAAGAGAACCCUGGAUCCCACAUUCCAGCAAUCACUGACGUUUGAUGAGAGCCCUCAGGGCAAAGUGCUACAGGUGAUUGUAUGGGGUGACUACGGCCGCAUGGACAACAAGUGUUUCAUGGGAAUGGCACAGAUCCUUCUGGAUGACCUGGAUCUGUCAUCGACGGUGAGCGGCUGGUACAAGCUCUUCCCAACCUCCUCUAUGGCGGACCCCAGCAUCGGACCCCUGACGCGUCGCCUCUCUCAGUCCUCGCUCGAGAGCGCCCCCAGCCCCUCGUGCACCUAAGCGCGGCCGAGAGACCCAGCCAUCCGCGUCCCCUUAAAUAUGCCUGUGUUCUCUAUCUCUAUGUGUGUAUCUUUGUUCAAUAUACCCCACCACCUAUACCCCAAAAAGCAUGUACACACACUCUGAUAGAUUUAACCAACUCAUAACCCAGAGCGGGAACGCUCUUCUUUCUACAGAUAUAUUACAGAGUUGGAUACAAAUCAGGCACGACGCACACAAACGCUCACACGCACCUGUGUGUGGAUGUGUGUGUAACCAUGCAGUACAGAAUGGGUCACGGCUAGUUACAUGUAUAUCCACAUUUUCCACAGGUCGUAACACAAAACAAACAGGGGCAUUUCAUAGUUAUAUCUGGAAAUGUUCCUGAUGAUGUAGCAUUUGUGUUGGCUUCUGUGGCCGUGGGUUCUUCUAGACCUGUAGGGUCCGGACCUCCGAGGGUCGUUCAGUUCUCUAUGCCAAACUCGAUAAAAGUUUUAUUUUUUAAAAACCAAAGCAAUUCUUAUUAUCUGUAGUUCUUCUAGAGUAUGGAUAUGUAGCAGAGUCAUCGACUUGGAUGAGAUGCAAAAAAAGAAAAACUCGUAGACUACAUACAGAAUUGAACUUUUUAAGAGCAGGGCUCAACUCCGCAGGUCAGGUUAUUAGAAAUGCACACAGCUGCUGCCGCGUAACGUAGCAUAUUUUUCCGAGCGCCGAGUCAAAUAUUUGUGUUCACGUAUUUAUCGAUUGCAUUCUGCACGUUUAUUCGCAACCCUUGUUGAAGAAAAUAUGUGAACGGCUACUUUAAGCUUGCCUAUAAAAGUUACGUAGAAUUAUAGAUGGUAGGUUAUUUAUUUCGCUAACUUUUCGUCUGAAAAAAUAUAUUAUCUGCACUGAGCUGCAUACACGGUCGGUGGAAAUCGAACCCCUCCGUAUGUUAAGGAGAACCAGCUGUCCAGUUAAACCAGCAACCCUCAUUUCCAGCUGCAUUGUGGGAUACACAGGAAAGAUUAAGAAUACUUCCUGUACCGGCAGCGGCGCAAAGCUUUCUGGGAAACGUAGCCCUCGUAUGGGGAUCUGGUACUGGAAUGGCAUCUCUUUACAGUAUGUUUGGACAAGUUUGGGUUUCUUUCUACCAGCAUAUGAAUUUAUUGUAACUGAUUUAAAAGUUUCCUGUUAUACUCAGGAGGUCACCGCUGAACAACAUCACACGCAACAAUAUGAGGAUUGGCGAUGCAUUCGCUGUCCCAAAAGAAUCCCAAACCAAUCUAAUUCUGUAUAAUCCUGGACAUUUUUUGUUGUGAAGCUUAUGAACUGCUAGUGUGACUGCUGCUGUCCAGUCAGUCUUCUUUAGCUUCCUCUAUGAAGAUUGAGUCUUUCCUCGGUCUUUAGUAGGCCUAUUGCAGAGACUUGCUCAAGUCGGUGCUCCAUAUUAAAGGCGGGGUGCAUGAUCUCUGAAAGCCAAUGUUGACAUUUGAAAUCACCUAAAUAAACACGCCCUACCCCAAUAGAAUCUGGACCUUUUUUUGAUGAACCCAUACGCAACCCAGGCAACGAUGUUGGUUAGUAGACACGCCCCUUACUGCUGAUUGGCUACAGUGUGUUUUGGUACUCAGCCCGACUCCCUUUUCCAAAGUGUUUUUCAGAAAUCAUGCACCCCGCCUUUAACAAGAUAAGGGAUUUUUUUCCGAAAAUGAUAUCUUAGUAUUUCAUUUUGUACAAACCCUUUAUGGUUUAUUAAGUUAUUAUGCGCUUUGUUUCAGUGAAAUAUUUUCAUCAAAAGCAGGACAUGUUUUAUUUUUUAAAACAAAUUGAUCAGAUUUGUUUUAUCAUCUUGUGAUUUGUGUCAUUCAAUCUGGUAACUCUUUUAUUAUGAAUCAUAAGAAGUGAACGUUGUUUGAUUCUCUGGUUUGACGUGUCAGAAUAGUGUUUUGUAAGAAAAAGACCAUCAGCAAAGCUUUCCAACUUAUCAUUUUAGAUCAUAUCAAAAGUUAAAGUCACCACUAUCCUGAUCAAGAUGCAAGACGUACAGCACCUAAUCAUUGAACAAUCCCCAUACUGCUAAUACUUAUGACAUUAAAAUCACAAUCCAUUUACAUUUCAUGUAAUUUUUUCUCUAUAUCUGUAGGCUACAAAGCCUUUCUGUCUGUGCACUUAGCAUGCACAGUUUUCACUGCAUUGGUGGUGUAGAGCCAUAAAGGUUUCUUUAGGAAAUCACUUCUUUACAAUUUAUCUGAAUGUUUGAUCUUCAUGUGCAAUUUUGAUCAAGGCUAUAAAGAACAUAGAUAAUGUUUCCUUUAUCAUGACUAUUUAUUUUGAAGGAAAAUAACAUAAUUUUUGGCCAUAAAAAUCACUAUACACAAAUACAAACAGGAUAAUAUCACGCACAAUAAAUGCAUUGCAUUUGAAUUGUUUCUGCAAGGCCAAUAUCUAUGUUGGACCAAACACAAUGGCACUUUCUUAUUUCUUAUAUAUCUAUAACUGCAAAAAAAAAUAUACAAUGAAAGCAACUCAUUCUGCAGAAACUUUUAAACCUUACUCGCCGAUAUCACCUUUAAAUGUAUAAAAGUUAAAUAAGUCACAACUCUCUGCUGUUAAUGCUCACAUUGAACUCCUGCUUUUUUGUAUUUGCACAAGUUUUGAGUAAGUUGUACCUUUGUGUUGCACCACUUACAGACAAAAGUUUGUAGAUCAAAUUCAGAACAAAAUAUAAGACUUGGUAAUUCUAAUUAAUGGUUACUAUUGUAUUAAUUUACUGAAAACAAAAUUGUAUUUGCAGGUGAAUGUUUGUCCUUGGUAAAUGCUAUGAAACAACUAUUAGUAGAUAUUGAUAUUUUUAUAUGUAAUUUUAUGUACUUGGGAAAUUGGGAUGGUGUGUGUCCCUUUACUGUAUGAAGUAUUUACAAAAUCAUACUGGUGUUGCAUUUUUGCAAAAAGAGUCUGAAUGCAUGAGUAUUUAAACUGUAGCCUAUUUGCUUUAAAAAUUUUCAGGCAUAGUGGAGGGAUGUUGUUUGUUGGAAUUCAGAGCUAGACCAAAUGCAACAGUGACAAAAUAAUCUAGUUUGGAUGCAUUUUGAUAUUUGAAAAAAAAAUGCUUUCGGUCCUUGCUUGGCCAUGACGGUAAACUUUAAAUAUACAUUUCUGUUUGGGCAGUGUUGGCUUUUUGAGUAUGAUGUUGUAAAUACCAGAGAAAAGUAUAAAUGCAUUGGUGUUCAAUGAAUGAUGCUUUAUAUGCUGGAACACUUUGUUCUUUUAAGUUAAUGAAAAGAAUAAAUGGUCAAAAUAUGCACCCCAGCUAUACCCUUUCUAAAAGUACAGCUUUGCCGAUUUCAUAUUAGUUCCUUAGAGGUAAAUAUUUGUACCAAAUGUAUACAAAUCUGUACCUAAUGGUACAUAUCAGGACCUUUUAAAAGGGUACUGCCCCGGUGGCAGCUGGGGUACAUAUUUUGACCAUUUUUGUACUUAUUGACGCAAGUUUAGGUUUUUCUUUGCAGUUUUAUGGCAUGUUCAGUUACAUGAGUGACCUCAGCCUGACUGGGGAAUGACCUUAAUACAUCAAAUACAGAUACAUAACAAAAUGCACAGCGGGUUUGUGUUAGCAGACAAUCAGAAUGGAUACAGUCACAUAUGUAGUCAUAAUGCAUUUACAGUCAACAAUGGACAGUAGAUUAUUGUGACUUGGGAAUGAUGUGUUUAUUUCAUGGAUUUUUGCUUGUCUGGUAUUGUACGAUAUAUAUCAAUGAUCUGUAAAUGUUGAGAGAUUGCUUUCAUUUCUAAUAAGAUUGUGAUCUCCCUUUACACUUACUUGGACCCUUUUAAACCUUUGUAAUAUGAGGUGCGUGUUGUCACAUUUGUGAACAUAUAUUAGGGUCAUUGAAGCUAUAUUUAGCUUAUUUUUGUAAAAAAUAUAUAUAUAUAUAUAUAUUAUGGUUAACAGUAAAAAGCUGAAUUCUGCUAUGUUGUAAAUUGCCUUACUUGUCAUAUUUUAUUUAAAGGCACAGACAGAUUAUUAAAACAUUUGAGUGUUUUGCUUUAAUAUUGAAAAUUAUAAUGAUGAUACUAAAGUCUCUCAAACUUGAAUGUAAUUAUUAUUAUUAAUAAUAUUUUAUAUAUAUAUAUAUAUAUAUAUAUAUAUAUAUAUAUAUAUAUAU